UUAUACGCCAUUGUGAGAUGUGUUCACUGGAGGUGUAUCGUUAAACAUCCAUUUAUGUUUAAGAUGGUGGCUAAACUUUUCGCAUAUCUUCUAAGAAAUAGACGGCUGAGCUUGCAUAUGUAUAGUGCUCGAACAAUGUCUGGCUAUGUUGCUAAUAUCUGACGUUAAUAUCUACUUCUGCCAUUGGGACGAUUGGUCUUUCCGUGUUGGGACAACAUAGUCAUGACUGUGACGAUCGAGUUGACAGGCGGUGGGGCGAUAUGGAAGGAGGAUAUGGUGUUUUACUCCGAGCCAGCAACUAAGGCUAUAUCACAGCAGCAAAGCAGACGGCCCCGUAAACCAAUGCUACACGCACAGAACGAUCGAUGUGCCCGAGACGAGAUCUGAACCUACAACCGCCAAUCCGCACUGUCUUCAGUAUCUUGUGACAGGCGCUAACCGUUGCGCCACCGGACUGUCGGGCAACAUGCGACCACGACUGCUGCAAGCUAUAGCGCUAAUUAAGUCACACAGAAGGAAAACCAAUCACUCAGAUGUGACCGAGUCUUCUAAAUAUCGUAUAUAAUAUCAUCAUUUUUUGCAAAAGGAGCGUGGGUGGUGUAAUUAAACCACGUUGAUUUACUUGUUUACGAGGUUCGUAAAGCUGUUAGGACGUCAGAUGACCGAGUUGCGGCGACACUACCUACAUUACGUGACGACCUAUUCGUGUGGCGUCUCGAUCUAUAUCUUCAUACGUCUACAACUCCAAACCGAGAACUGCUCUAACUUUUCACGUUAUCCAAAUUAUCAGUAUAAAAUACCCAGUGGUUGAUGCUCAUACGUCUUCACGUCCAUGCAUUAAAAUAUUGGGGAGCCACAAAUAUUUGACCAUGGAUGUGUAAUACAAGUUCGUGAUUUGCCACAAAGGACACCGGAAGAAAUCAGCCAACGAUGAUUACAAAUGGCGAAUCAUUACGAGGUCGACACUCAGCUGUUCCUGUUAAUUAAACGUACAUUCAGUCAGCGUCAUCAACUAAAUCUUGUUGUUCACCGUCAAAGUACCAAGUUAUGACUGCCUGUAUUGUUUAUGUUUGAGUGGGUACGUAGCGUACCCGUGUUGCCGACCAGCGCCCCUCCCACCCAGGCCGCCUACCCGGAAGCAUGUAAGGGACACAAUCGCAGGACGCAUGCGUGGAGUGGUUAUCUCUCCGACAUCGAUGUUGGUUGACACAACACAACACGAGUGUGUAGCUGUCUCUCCGAUCGAUUUUGUUUGUCGUCCUAUGAGUAAGGAGCUUGUAGUACGAAAUAAUGAACCCCUGUGCCUGCCAUCUGAUGUGAAGUGCGUCUGCUGCAGCUCGGCCCACACAUAGCUGACAUCGUGGACAUAUAUCUCAAGGCAGCUGAUAUGGCAGUGACAUAUUCUCAAGAUGCCAUGUCUGAGCUUCAAGCCACCAUAGAGUUGUCAGUAGAACUCGGAAAGUUCUACAAUGUAGACCUUUUCCAACGUGGGUCUUACCAACUUCGGGUCUCUCUGAAAACUCCACCGAAAUUCCCUGCUAGAAUUGAAGUCAGCUUAAACAAGCCUGCACACACAGAGAAUUUAACAAGAUCUUCCCAAGUCUGCACAGCAGUCCUAGUCAAUAAUGUGGCAUUAACGCGGACAUUCCAGAUCUUAUAUCGUAAUGAAGAUAUUAACAUCAAUGAUGCAAUCCUGUAUCGUAUUCACACCUUGGUGGACAGUGCAAGAUUGGAGGAAAGUCUGGAAAACUUGGGACUGCAAUUGGUUGUGGAGCUGUGGUUUGGGGAGGAUGAAGGAGGAAACGAUAGUGGAGAGAAAAUGGAAUGCUGUAGCCAGCGUACACUGCAGCUGCAUUUCAGCCCCACCAAGGGCCUGCAUCACCACCUUCCCGUGCUUUUUGAUUAUUUUCACCUGUCGGCAGUGGAGGUGACUAUACAUGCCACCAUGAUCGCCAUCCAUCAGCCAUAUCUGAACAUGCCCCGCCCUCACAAGUCUUCCUGGGUAGGGCAGUCUCCAGACCAAGCCACACUGGAGGCUGUAUACUUUGGACAGCGACCUCUCUCUGGGCAGUUGCCUGGCAGUGUUACAAAUUCCCGGAUGCAGCAGGCACAUGUCAUGCAUAAAAAGAUCUGCACUCUGCUGCUGUCAGCACAUGAAAGUUUGCAACAAAACCUAGUACGAUGCCUCGACAAACUACACCACACCACCACCCUCAAGCUGGAACAAAAGGAUUGCCAUUCUCGACUGAGCAGUGUCAUCAUGAAUCUCCAGAGUCUAGAUGAUGAGGAGGAUCUGAUCCAGACAGCAAUCACGGAUAUAACCCAACUGUGUGCCGAGAACGUCAUUCUUUGGGCUCAGUUCUUGGAAGCUGUCACCUUGCGGACAGAAGUGCAUCUUCUCUUGGCUAAAGAACAUCACAACUUGCGAGUCAGACGGUUUGCAGAGGCCUUCUUCACCAUGGAAAAUGCCAAGUCAGCAUGUUUGGCCUGCUAUGAUCCUGGCAUCCAGGGUCAUGGAGAGCUUGCAAACAUCGUUAGGACAUCAGCCUACUUUCAGCAGCUGCAGCCACUGGUGGUUGAAUGCGCUGAGCUGGAUGGGGACAACACAACCUUGCCCAUCAUAUUUGAGGACAUAUACCAUGACAUAAGGCCAACAGAAAUCUCCAUGAGUAACCAGUUAAGUGAAGCAUCAGACUCUGCAGAACUAGCAGAAGGUCCUCGCCCAAAGUCUGACUCCAACUCCUCCUCCUCUGCAACCUCACAAAAUGGAGAUAGUGUCAUACCUCGACCAAAGACAAGGUUAAAGAAAAAGUUCAUCAAAAAUAUCAAACCAGAGACCUUCAAGCGGCCAUCAUCUUACUCAUGUUCAGAGGUGGAGAAGCAAAAGAUUGACAAGGGUGGUGGAAAAUUUGAGUCUAAGGAAGAGAAGGAAAUUGUGACGUUGAUUGGUUAUCGUAAAGUGCCCAAACCUGAUGGGGUUGGCUCCAGAGCAGUGCUGCUGGGCACCUUAAGCCCCAUGCAGAAGACGCUAGAUGGGGCCCAGCUGAUGGCAUCCCCAUCUCAGUCUGUUUCUUCUUCCUCCAUGCUAGUGCGACCUUGUUGGAGUCGCAGCAGCACCACCUCUCUCCCCGAACUGACGGACUUAUCCUUGUGUCAGGGCACCGAGGCAGCUAUGGAAGGUACAUCUGGUGAGGGGACAAGUGAAGUUUGUGAGGUAGCAAGACAUGACAGCAAGUAUGGUGUAACUAGCGGCAUUGACAAGAAGGAAAAUCUGGCCAUAAAGCGUGCUUUGUUCAGAUCCAACCGUGCAAACACAGCACCUAUAAUGGAAAACGAUGGGGCAGGUGUGGAUGGCUUGGAGAGCCAAGGAGGUGGCACAGAAGCAAUAUCAUUGCUUCCUCAUGCUAGCUCAGCACCAAUAGAAACAUGUCAUCAAGAGCUUCAUGCAUGCACCCUUCAGGGUGGACAAUUGGAGCCUAGCGGCUUGCCUGAGUCUGGGACAAAGCAAGAAACACUAGACAUGACAGAUAAAAAGCUUACAGUGCCUUCUCAGGAAUCCUUCAGAUCCCAACUUCCAGACUCUUCCAACAAAGAUGAUUUCAGUGAUGAUGAGACCUGCAUAGCUAAUGGUUAUGAUAACUUAAUUGAGCAAGGAUCCCCCAGCUGUAGUGAAGACUCUGGCAUCAAACUGUCUUCCACCUCGCAGCCAUCCAUCUGUGAUAACUUAGAGUUAACUGCUCCUUCUGAUUCCAGCAGCAUGAAGACAGGGGUCAGUACAGCUCUCUCACAGACUGUCUAUUUUAGUGAUUCUGACAGCAGCAACAACACCCUGCGAAACAUUGCUCUUUUGCAGCAUGACUUUAAUCUGUGUUCUUUAGCAGAUGCUGGACCAGAUGUCAGUGCAGGGCCAGACAUCAAUGCAGCUGAUGAUGCUGAGAGAAAAGUUACUGUUAUAGAACUGCUGCGUGAAGAGUAUGAACGAUCGCUGAGACAGAAAAGUGCAUCAGAUCCACCAUCUGUGGACAACAGUCCUGUGCAUUGUCAGCGUGCUGCCAGCGACACAGACAUUGUGAGAAAUUUGGAAAGUUUAGAGCUUGUGAGGCAGAGAGCACCGGAAAGUUUUUUGAGCCGACCUCGUACAUCUGACGGCAUUGGCCGAGAGAAAGCAAGGUUACCGUCCUCAUCCUCAAACCCUGAACUGUCCCGCUGGGUGGAUCAGGGGCCACAACCGCGUCUGGUGUCAGCAGUUGGUCACAGCACAGUAAACUUUGUCAGCUUACGGGAGAGAAUGAAGCUGUCACUUAACUAUGCAGGUCACCUGUACAGUGAGUCGUCAACUCUGGCAUCAGCUGUUCCAUAUUUCCAAACCCCUGAUGAGUUUGAAGAUGGAGAUGGUCUACAUCUCAUCGUGUGUGUCCAUGGUCUUGAUGGUAACAGUGCCGAUCUUCGGCUGGUACGGACAUACAUUGAGAUGGCAUUACCUGGCUAUCGACUAGAAUUCCUUAUGUCAGAGCGCAACCAGCAAGACACUUUUGCUGACUUUGAGAAGAUGACAGAGCGGUUGGUUGCAGAAAUUCUUUCCAACAUUGACAUCUACAGCAGUCAUGUGUCGAGGAUCAGCUUUGUAGGCCAUUCGCUGGGUACCAUCAUCAUCCGGUCAGCUUUAACCAGCCCCAAGCUUGCACACCUGCUGCCCAAAAUGUAUACAUUCCUGUCCUUGUCGGGGCCUCACCUGGGGGCUUUAUACAACAAUAGUGGCCUUGUUAACAUGGGUAUGUGGUUCAUGCAGAAGUGGAAGAAGUCUGGCUCCUUGCUGCAGCUGUCUCUUAAAGAUACUAGUGACCCUCGUCAGUCAUUCCUGUAUAAACUGAGUCAAAAACCAGUUCUGCAGCAUUUCAGGCACCUGUUACUGGUGGGCUCCAGUCAAGACCGCUAUGUGCCUUACCACUCUUCUCGAAUCGAGAUGUGUCGGGCUGCACAUAAAGACAACAGUGUCUUAGGUAAAGUUUACCAAGAGAUGGUGGAAAACCUCUUAACACCAGUUAUCAAAAGUCCCAGCUGUCAGUUGGUUCGAUACGACGUGUUCCAUGCUCUCCCUUCCACUGCUAACACCAUCAUUGGGCGUGCCGCACAUAUUGCUGUCUUGGACUCAGAAAUCUUCAUUGAGAAGUUUCUUCUCGUGACUGGUCUCAAGUAUUUCAAAUGAAAAAGGGAAGCAUGCAGGUCUUUCUCUUUGUUGGGCCAGGAGAGGUCAGGCAGCAGCAUCUCAAGGUCACACAUUCUUGUUCAGCUUUGGAUACUGUACUUCUUCAUGUCAGUCAUGGUGGUGAUGUGGAUGUGGCUGCAUUUGCUUAAACAAAACCUUUCACAUCACUAUUUGAUCCCACUGUCAAUCAGCAUUGCAUGUGGUCCAUACACAGUAGACAAAUGUUAUUUAUGUAUAAAAAAAUUUUAUUAUUCAGAAUGCAGGACAGCAGAUAAAACAGUAAAUUGAAACUGAAUAUGUAACUGUAUUCUUCAGUGAAAAACACAAUAAAACUGAAUAUAUAACUGUACUCUUCAGUGAAAAAGAUAAAUAUAAACAUGGGGGGGGGUUUCAUCUGGUGCAGAGCUGAAGGAGGAGUAUUUCCGUCUCUUGUCCUGUUUCCUCCUCUCACAAAAAAUAAAAAUAAGACACUGCUUUUAAAGCUUACUUGUCAUAUCCUAGUUCUCAUUCAUUAUUUUGGCAACCUCAUAUAAAUCAGGAUUGAAAGAAGGCUACCAAAAUCUAGGUGUAUUUUAGGUGGUAUGAUGAUUUUAAGGUUGUCUUUCUUAUUUUUCUUGCUCUUACUUUUAUAUUCAUGUAUUUAAUGGUCUCGUGCAAUGAAAAGUUUCUAAAGGGUUGACAUAAUAAUGUCUCAUGCAAAACAAAUCUUAGACGCAAGGUGUGACAACCAAAAUUACAUCAGGUAUGAGACUGGUCACAUGGUGUCAGGCAAUGAAAAUGGGCAAAGGUGUGACAAUAAAAAUUACAUUUCUAUGAAGUUGUUCACAUACUGGGAAUGGUUACUGUUGUAGCUUGCUGCUAAUACCUCUGUAUAUCUUUUUUUAAUAAAAAUGUCCUAGUUGUUAGUUUAACUAUACAUAGAAUUUCAUGCUGAAUUUCACCACUACCAUCAUUUUGUUACGAACCUUAACCUUGUGUAGAUGAUGUGGAUGUCAUGCAAAUUAUUUGCAGUUUCUGUGAGAGACUGAUCACCUGCAUCAUCCCAUUUGCCACCACAAGUCAUCACGAAGUAAAUGUUAAACUUCUUACUGGCUCAGAAAUAGUCCAGUGACCUAUUCAGCUGAAAUUCUGUGUGGUAUACUUUGACAAAUACUAUGGCAGCUCUAUUUUUUUUUUCUAAGGAAAAAUUUUUUAUGUGUCAUAUAAAUUUAUCUACAUGACAUACCCAGUGUUUGUUGAGAAGGUGAUAACCCUAUAUCUGUAGUGAUGGGUGGUCUCUAAAGCAGCUUAUCAGCACGACCCAGAUUUUUCUGGUUGCCAAAAGACAAACUCAGCAUGGCCGUAGCAGCUAUGAUUAAUAUUUUUUUUUUAAAUGUCAACUCUUGUUAGCAGAGGGAAAGGCAGCACACUCAUUAACUGCAUAGUGUGUUGGACUGAAAGACUUGCUCCUGUGUGGUGCUCUGCGUAGUGUUGAGCUAGAAGGCGCCUGUCUGGUACACCAAAUGUUAUAAAGUGAGAGCCUUGACAAUCUGUGAUGCACAAGACUUUUGCAUGACAAGAGGCAUUGUGAGUGGCUCAGUGGAAAAGGUGAAAAGAUCUUCAAUUAGCAACAGUAACUUUGACUUUUUAGAGUGUCUCGUAGUUUCCUGCUUAUUUCCGAAAUGGUCAUGGCGAUUGCCUCAAGAGAUAAGAUGAUAAUGGCAGAUAUUAAUUGUCAUUAACAUUCUUAUUUUGCAUUUCUUUUUAUAUUCACAGAAGAGAACAUUUUUUUUUGGUUGAAAAAAUAUAUUUGGUCAUUGUUGUUUGCUUUUAUAUAAUAAACAUGCCUAUUGUGAAGUGCUAUCUGUGUGAAUGCUUGCAGUGAAAUAGUGACAGUGAAAAUGAAGAUUUGCAUUUCACAUCAUCUACCUCGUGUGGAUGUCUUAUCCAAUAUACUUCCAGCACCCUGUCCCCUGCCUACUUCUUAGUUGUUUCCUGGCCUCCUCUUUCACUGCUACACACAUACCGGAAACAGUUAUGAUCUUUACUCCUAGACCCCACUUCUGAAGAUUGAUUGGCAAAAUUGACACAAACAUCAAGCCACCUAGUAUAAAGUAAAUGGAGGCAUACCCAUUAAUCGUGCUGUUCUCAUAAUAUUCUUGCCAUGCAUUCCAUUUAGCAUGAUGUCCUUUACAUGAAGCUUUACCUGUAACAUCAUUCCACAUGGGUGGUGGGUUUGUCAUCUUCCCUGGAAAAGCCAUCAGCUGAGGGCAUGAAGGAAGUGUAUAUUCCAUGUAUAAGUGUAUAUUCCAUGUAUAUUUUGUAUGAGGAACACCAAUCUACAUGGUUUCCUUACUAUUUACUUUCACAUUUAAUGUGCAGGAAUUAGGAGCAAAUUGGUUUGAAAGCAAAGUGUGAGAAAAGCAUUUGCAUCUAUGCACUAGAGUGAUUAAGUUGGAUAGUUUUUGGAGAACAAUGGAAUGGUAAGUGUUGUCAGAAAAAAAAAACUGUUUAGUUUUGUUGUUUCAUUUGGGUCUUUGUCAUGACAGUGCAAAUCUGCCUUUUUCGACCUUUUUAAAGAUAAUUUUGUGAAAAUAAUUGAACAGUUUUAUAAACUGGAUGUCCGAUGUCAUGUUGGGUUUCUUUCACUUAGAGUUUGUAUGUAACAUCAUUUUGUGUUAUACAAUCGGCAAAUGCUACACAGCUUUGUGUUGUAAGAGUGAUGUCAGCAUUUAGUGUCAUAUUGCGGUGUAUUUUAGGAGUGAGAUGCCUUUGCUACUCUGUAUCAUAUUCAUAUCAAUAUGAGGGUCAAGAACUUUGUUAAAUAAUAUGACUGAUUUGUAUUGGUUGUGUAAUGCUUUUUUAAAAGACAUGUUCAGUUAGAUACAUUAUGAUGUCCGUUGGAAUUUAUACUAUUGUUAGCGUCCUGACUGGGGAGUUUUUUCCCCCCCAGGAUAUUCACAUGCAAGCAUGACAGCUGUAUUCAUAGCUAGGAGGCUCAGUCUGAGUAGAUGCAGAAAACUGUGAUUGCCACAAGCUUGAUUUUGAACAAACAAGGGGAGAGAGAUACUUCAAACUGACAUGAUGUUGGGCUAAUUUUGCCCGAUACGUGUGUGCAUACCUGACUUUUUUUUUGACUAGUGCUUGCUAAGAUUUCAUUGCAUGUGGGUCCUGUUUACAGGGCUGGCUACUUAGCUAUGAUAGAGACUUAGUUGCUGGCUCUGUGUAAAACACCAGUUCCUUUAUCCCUUUUGGAAUGUUUCUGCAUGUAUAGUGUGUCAUAAUAUAUAGAUUCUUGUGUCCAUUGCAUCUGCAUAUAAAGCUAGAACAUUUUUCAGACAAAGAACUGUUAUAUGCUUCGAACUUUCUUGAACAAACCAGUGUAAUACCUCUGAACAAUACUUCUUGAAGCUGAGAUUUUAGGUAUGCUGAGACAUAACUUUUCCUUUUACUGAAACUGUCACUUUCACACCUUCAAGUUUUGUUUUUUUUUUUUUGCUUGCAUAAAGGUCUGUCAUACUUUAAGGUAGAUCUUGUGUGUGUUCAGAAAGACCACUCACUGAGAGGUCUUAGAAGUUGGUGCAUCACAUCUGAAUUGCAGAUUUGAAAAUACUGUAGCUGCUGGCCAACAAGAAGAAACUUGCCAUAAUUUAUUUCAAGGCUUUAAUGGACACUUGGUAUCUAUCAUCCUCAAGUUUUUGAAGUCCUAGGGUAUCUCUUGCUAUCAUGCAGGAUUUGAAAUCCAUAGCAAUGUUUUUCUUUCAAGUGCUUGAUUUUUAUUUUUUGCAUUUUUGGUAAUUUUUCCUUGUUACUGCUUACUUGCCAAAUGGCUGUACUUUGAUGUUUCUAAUAUCAUAUGCAUAUCAUUAAUUUGUUUAAGUAUUGCAUAGAAUUCAUUUGGUAUAAAGUAUUAAUCAGUGAAAAUACCCUAUACAUCUUAUUGACAUCUAACACUGUUAAUCACAGGAGGUUAUUUACAAACUGUAAACAUUUUAAUAUGUAGGGUCAAAGCAGUGAUAUCAUGAGAUGACCAGGCGUCAUUAACAGUGACACCUGGAGUCAGUGCUCACUAUAUAUCAUUAAUAGAACAACUACCAUUAAAAGUAACACCUGGAGUCACUACUCCCUACAGGUGACAUCAUGAGUAGACCAGCUGCAAUUAAUAGCGACACCUGGCAUCACUACAAGGAUUUUUUAGCAGACCAGCUGUCAUUAACAGUGACACCUGGAGUCACUACUUGCUACAGGUGAUGAGUAGACCAGCUGGCAUUAACAGUGACACCUGGAGUCACUACUCACUACAAGUGAUAUUGAGUAGACCAGUUGCCAAUGACACCUGGAGUCAGUAUUCACUAUGUGAUUUCAUAAAUAGACCAGCAAUAGGGUUACCUGGAGUCACUACUGUGUUUUAGGAUUAAGAGUAGACCAGCUCUGUCUCAGUAGGAUUGUAGAUGUUUACAACUGUUAUAGUUUUAGUGGAAUAUUCUGUGAAGACUCUUUUUUACCAGGGCAGUUUAUGAUGCAGUGUCUAGUAGAGCACUUAAGAUGUGCACAGUAGGACAUUAUUUCUAUUAUAUUAGAAUUGCUAAUAAUUAUAUUGCUUUAGACAAUGCCAAAAGCACAUUACCAAUGUUUAAAAAAUGUGCUGGCUUGUGAAAAGAGUCAUAUUUCAUUCAUGUGGUAACCUCAGCUUCUUCAAAGCAUUGGUGUGUGAGCACAGUUAUUUAGCAGUGAAAUUUACUGACCUCUUUGUGUUAAUCAGAGUUUGUUUCCUAAUGAGAGCGACUGUAGUCUGUAAAUGUGGAGUUUGUUUUUACUGUUUUCAGGAGCAUUGUCAGUCGGAGGCAUUACAAUGGAUUGAAUGUUGAGGACAUUAAAACUCGAGUCCAUACAUAGCAAUUUAUUUGGUUCUAUUUAGAAACUUUGUUGCAGUUCAUUAGGCCGCCCUGCUUAAACUUUUCUUUUAGGCUACUAAUGUGUUGAUGACUUUUGGUACUUAUAUCUUUAGCAUAGUAUUUUAUGAACAGUUUUGAUUAUGUUUACAUAUCACAUUCAUAUUUUUUGUUGACAGUACAAUCAUAAAAUCAUCAAUUGUCCAGUUGUCUUAGGGAUACAGCAAUAGACUGAGCAACAGACAGGCAUUAGUACUUAUAUUUCUUGGUAUGCUGGCAUGUGUUUGUGUAGGUGAAUGUUCAUUUAGGCAUCAGCCCAAAACAGCUUCAUGCUUUAAAGUGUUUGGUCACUGAAUCAUUUUUAAACUUUACAAUUAGAAUUUUAGGGUUAUUUUCCAUAUGUCUGAACACAUGCUAGCUCAUUUUGACAUAGUAGUACUCUCAUUACUGACAUUAACUUUGAAUCAGGAUUUUGUAAUUUAAGUUUGUUUUGGAGACCAUUUCAGAUGAUUAGUUAGACAACUUUUAUUUGUGAUGUGUGCUAUUUUAAAUUGUUUCUAAUUUGGCUAUUCACAACUAUAUUUUUAGAUGGGAAAAAUUGCUGAGCAUUGUGAGAUCUGAAAAUGAGGUAGGUUUAAUUUUCGAAUGUGUUUUGAUGAUUACUAUCAUAAGAAACAGAAUCUUAUUCACAAACUUUCUUGUUACUUGCUUUUCAUCUCUAAGUGAAAGCUAUCUUGAAAAUCGUUAUCUUUCAGCUUUUCCAAAAGCUUUACUGGAAACAUAACAGAAAUGUUUCAGCCUCUUCAGCAUGCUGUGCAGUGUGGUAUGCUUGCUGUGCUUGAAGUUUUGAUGGACUAUCACACAUGCUGUUCUAUGCUUACCUGCUUGUGUAAGUUUAUAAACUAUAGCUUUCCUCCUUACAGAAAAUAACAGCUUCUUGUAGCCAUUUAAUGGUGUGUGCUGUCAGCAAUCCCUUGACUCAUCAGCUUUAUCGUUAGAUACACCAUCAAACUUGCUUUUCUUCAAAUUGGUGGACUGAGAGCUUUUUGUUCACCUUUAGCUUUGUACACAGUACAAACAGGAGUCCUUGUUUACCUAAGUGUUCAAAGUAUACCAGCUUGUUCUCAUACAGUGUUCAUGCAGUCUAUACAUGUCACAAAAUUUUUUAAAAAGUCUUAUCAGCAUCAGUUCAUGCUAAAAGGCUGUGGAACCACUAUGGUGAUCAUACCACCUGUUGUUACCAUCUCUCUCGAGUCUCUGUCAUUCUUACGGGAUCUGCUGAAAGGUAGGCCAGACACUCCUGGAAGUUGUCUGCCCAUUUCCUCAUUUGUCUCCUUUCCUACCUCCAUGUGCCAUUACCUGCAGGAUCUUCUUUGCAAGAUCAUGAUGAUUGUGAGCUUGUAUCUUAUGAUUAGAGCAUGUUUUACAUAAAGUCCAAUAAUCUGUUUUUUACUGUUUGUUGGCAGUGUGGUCAUUGUCUUAGAAAUAGGAUUAAUCCUUUUCUAGCAUCUUGCAUCUUGAUACCAUAUAAAAAGUUCUUUCUUGGAUUCUUGUCUUGGUACAGUUAAGUGUUCAAACAGUACAAACUAGUACCCACCUAUACCUGAGUGUUUGUAUAGUAGAAGCCAGAAUGUAGAUCAUUUUCCAGGCCAACAUUUCUGUGGGCUGCUACAUGCAAACCAACCAUAGUGUUUUGAAAUCUUUAAUUCUAAUUUAAGCAUUGAGGAUAAUAAACACCUUGGUACAUAAUUUAAUGCAAAUGUUAAUAUAUUUGGUGCACUCUGUAGACCCUCAGGUCUAACACUAACCCUAGUAUUAGGUAAUUUUAACAUUAUCCUGGUGCCACUGGAGGUAUUUUUUUCUUCACUGUAUUAGUGCAAUCAUUUUUAUACGUCCAUGUUAAUUUAUGCCUUCAUUUGAAGACUUUUUUUGUUAUUCUAGACAGAUAUAGCAUGUUACUUUCAUUAGUUAAAAUUACAGGUUGUUUGCCCCCAAAAAGAAGUACGACUAGUUUUGAAAAUUGAAAAAAAAAAAGCUGUGACAGCAGAAAUGUAGGAAAGGUUAAAGGACUGAACUUAUCCAUCAGACACUGGAUGCUCCACAACUACCAAGCAGAGCAUUUUAUAACAUGAUUGCAACCCUUCUAACCAAUCUAUAGACAUAAUAAAAGUGAUGUUUCUAAUAAUCUGCCUUUUGUCACACUAUUCCUUCAUGGCCUGCCUUGAUCUUUUUUUAAACCCUAAACAUUUCGAGUUAUGUUAGGCUUGAAGUGCCAUAACUGCUUGUAUGUAUGUAUGUGUUGUGUGUAUCUGCAUUAUAUAUGAACUUUUCUGCACUAUAACACUCUGUACAGUGUGAUGUGUCCAGAGCCAUUCUUGACGGUGCCAAUACAAUCUUGCAUACAAGUAUUUAAUACUGUAUCAAAACAGCACAACUGUAUCUGACAGGAUUUAAGCAUGAUUGCAAUAUGGUGACCUACUCAAAAUCUUUUACUAUUUUUGUUGGUAUUGUACACUAGUAUACAAUGUGAUAUUUGUAAAUAAAGACGAUGACAAUGAUUUG
Molecule: messenger RNA, 12639 nt
Organism: Pomacea canaliculata
Lineage: Eukaryota; Metazoa; Mollusca; Gastropoda; Architaenioglossa; Ampullariidae
Product: protein FAM135A-like
Exons: 22
Coding region: 1388-5206 (1272 amino acids)
Source: RefSeq, a predicted model, not a curated record